UGAGGGUGGUCUCAGUAUUGCCUCCGCGAGAUCUUUCUGUAUUCGGACGACUAGUGCAAGAGCAGCGAAGGCAUUCAGAACAUCCGUGGAUCGUCUAUAAAGGCGAGAUGUUCCUCUUCACAAGGAACUGUUACGACGUUGCCUACAACAACCCACUACUUGAGAAAAAUCUAAGUCGGCCAUAAUGCAUCUACCAAGCUUCUCCUCAUCCACACUCCUCGCAUCCUUGACAUAUAUCGCAACGGCUGCUUCAAUACCUUUAUCAGCACGCGAUCCCGCCGCGCAACCGCGUGUCACGUCUCUUUCCUAUAGCGGAAGCGGAUGUCCGUCGUCAUCGCCGGCCGUCGAGCGCACGGGUGCUGGAUUUAGCGACAUUGGGUUCAAACUAAACGGCUUUUCCGCCAGCUUGCCGGGUAUUGAGAAUGCAAACACAGCCUGCCAGGUUCACCUGCAGGCUACAGGUUGCUCGUCGGGCUGGCAGGUCGGGAUCCAGAGUGCUACGAUUCAGGGACACCUCGUCCUCGAUCCCAGUGCAAGCAUCACAUGGUAUCUAACGAGCUACUGGAGUGAGAACGCGGGUACAACGAACACCAUCUCCGGUACCAUUUCUAAUACGGGGUCGUCCCGCCUCGACCAAGACAUCAGCAGGACCGCCAAAGCUGGCUCAGUGGCUUGGUCCCCUUGCACCAAAUCCGACGGCUUCCUUGGCAUCCUCAACGUCAACUUCCGCGUCGCCCUCGAUGCCCCCGGGAAGCAGUACGCUUACUUUGGCAAGGACGCCAACACGGCAACCGCCGAAAGCUGGGAUUACGUCUGGAGGCAGUGCUAAACGCCUGACUUGUCGUUGGCGGGCUUGGGUAUUUGAGCGAAGAAUUGCGUGUUAGGGAGACGAGAAUGGGAUGUUUGACUAACGAAUGGAACCAAAAAGUCUUCAUUGCUUUGAAUACCCCUUGAAAAGACGGGAAGAUGAAAUUCCCAGAUACGUCUGCGGGCGAAGGGGGUCUAUUUCCUUGACUUGUUAGAGAUUUCCAUUAGCCAGUUUAGUUUGUAUCUAUACUUAAUCAAGGUUUCUUACAAUCAUGCCCUUCUUCCUGACUGUGGGGAAUGAAAUGAAUGAGGUCACUGAAGAAUCAUUUCGAUGACUGGUUUUCAACUCAUAAGCGACACAAGUUUAAAUCAUCCUGGGGUGUCUGCUGUAAUCUCAUAUUAUGACCAUCGAGUCUCCCCUUGAAUCUAGGAUCGAUGGCUGCGUCGGGAUUAAGGAGAACAAGGCAUGAGAACUUCAAUAUUGGAUUUCCGGGACAAAUUUAGUAUCUCU
Molecule: messenger RNA, 1318 nt
Organism: Xylaria bambusicola
Lineage: Eukaryota; Fungi; Ascomycota; Sordariomycetes; Xylariales; Xylariaceae
Exons: 3
Coding region: 185-829 (214 amino acids)
Source: RefSeq, a predicted model, not a curated record